Lachancea thermotolerans CBS 6340 is the source of this 2235-nucleotide messenger RNA. RefSeq names its product M28 family metallopeptidase. Lineage: Eukaryota; Fungi; Ascomycota; Saccharomycetes; Saccharomycetales; Saccharomycetaceae. Gene Ontology annotation, molecular function: carboxypeptidase activity. Bases 1 to 2235 code for a protein of 744 amino acids. The record is from RefSeq and is a predicted model, not a curated record. The transcript is spliced from 2 exons.
AUGGUAGCCAGUGACGUUGAGAAAGCCAUCGCCGCUUCCAGCGACAACUCUCGCAGAAGUACAAGACGAUGGGGAGUGGUUCUGCAAUUAACCAUUGUUGCCUUGCUCCUUAUGCGUAGACUUCAUUUUCCCGGCCCAGGUGAGUUAGGAAUUGCUUCCCCCCUAGAAAGCGCGUUUCUCGGGGCUUUGGAUGAAAACUUGGCAGGUAAUUGGUCCGAGAAAUAUACCUCCAUACCACACUUGGCAGGCCAAGGCGUGGAGCUAGUAAACUGGACCGCCGAAAAAUUCCGUGAGUACGGGCUAUUGACUGACGUCGAGUCAUUUGACAUCUAUUUGAAUUACCCCGUAGAGCACGGAUUGCAGUUGUUGAAAGAUGGGCGCAAUGGAACUCGAGUUGAGUACACUGCUACCUUAGAAGAAGAUAGGCUACCUGAUGAUCCUACUACGGAUGGAGAUGAUCUCGUUCAGGCCUUCCAUGGAUACAGUGCUUCCGGAAACGUAACAGCGGAGUACGUGUAUGUGAACUACGGUACGAAGGAAGACUUUGAGCUUCUGAAAAGCUUGAAGGUUGACUUGACCGGGAAAAUAGCUGUUGCGAGGUAUGGCAAGAUAUUCAGAGGCUUGAAAGUGAAAUUCGCACAAGAGGCAGGUUGUGUUGGGGUUUUGAUAUAUUCAGAUCCUGGCGACGACUAUUACCGCGAAUCAAAAGGUGAUAAAGCUUAUCCCGACGGACCUGCUAGAAACCCCUCGUCAUUGCAGAGAGGGUCUGUUCAAUUUCUAAGCCAGAAUCCGGGAGACCCAACAACGCCCGGGUAUGCUUCGCAGGGAGACGUCGAGAGAGUUGAUCCAUAUGACAGUAUCCCCUCAAUCCCAAGCUUGCCAAUAUCGAUGCGUGAGGUUGAGCCUAUUUUGAAACGCUUGAAUGGACACGGGCUGAACGUCACAAGCAUCGGAGGAGAUAAAUGGGUGGGCGCCCUAAAGGGCUUCGAUUACUGGACGGGACCUGCCCCAGGAUACUCUCUAAAUCUUUACAACAACCAGUCCUAUGACAUCAGGCCAAUCUACAAUGUUUAUGGUAAUAUAUCCGGGACAGAUGCCGGAGGAGAGUACAUUCUGGUCGGCAACCACCGCGAUGCUUGGAUCAAGGGUGGUGCAUCUGAUCCAAAUAGUGGUUCAGCUUCGAUGCUGGAAGUGAUCCGUGCUUUUAGCCAGCUAAUGGAGCAAGGCUGGAAGCCACGCAAGACCAUUGUAUUUGCGUCCUGGGACGGGGAAGAAUACGCGUUGCUAGGAUCCACAGAGUUCGGCGAGAAGUACGCAGACGACCUGAAGGCAAACUGCCUGGCUUACCUGAACGUGGAUGUUUCUGUGAGUGGAAAGACUCUGAACGUAGCUUCAUCGCCCCUUCUGAAUUACGUUUUGGAAGAGGCGCUUCAUCUGGUUCAAUAUCCUGAGGGCGGAACACUACACGAUCAUUACUUCGGUAGAAAGGAAAAGUUUGGGAUCUUGGGAAGCGGCUCCGACUACACAGUGUUCCAGGAGCACUUGGGCAUUGCCUCAGUCGACAUGGGGUUUGACUCGUCUUUCAAAGAGCCUGUAUACCAUUACCAUUCCAACUAUGAUUCCUUCCACUGGAUGAGCACCAUGUGCGAUCCAGGUUUCAAGCUUCACAAUGCCCUUGCAAGGUAUCUGGGGCUUGUGACACUCAAGCUGUCCGAGCGCAAAGUGACUGGGUUUAAGGUUUUUGACUACGCGGCAGAGUUGGAUCUAUACUUUGAAGAAUUAAAGGACCGUGUGCCUAUAGGAUGGUUGAACAUUCCUGCAGGCCGGUGCAAGAAGACAAUAGCAGAUGCCCUAGUGAUCCUUGGAGACCGACUGGGGGGAUUAAAGAAGCGCGCCGCGUCUUUUGACGCACGCGCCGAAGAACUUCAAGCUCUGUGGGAUGAGCCGAUGCCGUGGUGGAAGAGGAUAGCGUUGCACUACCGUAUUGUCGGACUGAACUACAAACUAAGGUUCUUGGAGCGUAUGUUCCUCCACGAGGAGGGUCUAGAGGGCCGGCCAUGGUUCAAACAUGUUGUUUACGCCGCGGGUAGAGACACAGGUUAUGAGGGCUUUGCGUUCCCCGGCCUGAAGGAGGCGCUGGACGACGACGACCCUGUGGCUUUCGGGAAGUGGCUACGUAUCAUUGGGCGCACGAUCAAGCACUUAGAGAAGAGACUCGGACAUGCAAAGCACUGA